Micropterus salmoides (largemouth bass) is the source of this 1998-nucleotide messenger RNA. RefSeq names its product galactose mutarotase (gene galm). The record is from RefSeq and is a predicted model, not a curated record. Gene Ontology annotation, molecular function: aldose 1-epimerase activity; carbohydrate binding. The transcript has 9 exons. NCBI's taxonomy places the organism in Eukaryota, Metazoa, Chordata, Actinopteri, Centrarchiformes, Centrarchidae. The coding region runs from base 156 to 1229 and encodes 357 amino acids. Gene Ontology annotation, biological process: glucose metabolic process; beta-D-galactose catabolic process via UDP-galactose, Leloir pathway.
GACAGUAGAAUGAACCGCAGCUCGUUAUCGAUACAUUUGUUAUAUUCGUUGAUUACAGGUGUGUUGGUUGGCAGUAAACUAACUGGACACUUAGCAAGCAGUGAACACACCGGUGCUCGACUCUUGCCAAAGUUUAACGUCUGUGUUCCCAGCAGAUGUGGAUGAAGGAUCCAGAUCCUUUACUGAAGUCCAAGAUGACUCAGGUAAGCCAUCAGCAGUGGGGAGAGGUGUCCGGCCUGGGCAGUGUGGACCUGUGGGUCCUGCAGUCCUCCCAGGUGCGCGUGGAGGUUCUCACCUUGGGUGCCAUCAUCAGGUCUGUGUGCACCAGAGGGAAAGAUGGUCAGGAGGAUGAUGUAGUCCUGGGCUAUGAUGACCUGGAAGGAUAUGUGUCAGAUAAGCGAUACCUGGGAGCUACAGUGGGCCGUGUGGCCAACAGAAUUGCACGGGGACGCUUUGUAGUGGAGGGAAAAGAGUUCCAGCUAGAUGUCAAUAAUGGACCCAAUGCACUUCAUGGGGGGCUGUAUGGCUUCAAUAAGGCUAUCUGGCUUGCUACAGCCGUGGAAGGUGGUGUAAAGCUGAGUCAUACUAGUCCAGAUGGAGACCAGGGUUAUCCUGGCGAGGUUCAGGUCUCUGUCUCCUACACCGUACAGGGGGAAACACUAACUGUUGAAUACCAUGCCCGGUCUACAAAAACCACCCCCAUCAAUCUCACCAACCACUCCUACUUCAACCUGGCUGGACAGGGUGCUACAGAUAUCUAUGACCAUCAAGUGUCCAUCACUGCUCAAUCCUACCUGCCUGUGGAUGACACAUCAAUUCCUACAGGAGAGAUCAGAGGAGUGGAAGGCACGCCCUUUGACCUCAGAAAGUCUGUUCUUAUUGGCCCUCGGCUGAAGGACGUUCCAGGUCCAGGGUUUGACCACAAUUUCUGCCUGUCAGCACCUGGAGACGCCUGGGUGGAGAGGCAUGCUGCCAGAGUGUGUCACCCAGCCAGUGGCCGAGUCCUGGAGGUUUCUACCAGCCAACCAGGAGUACAGUUCUACACUGCCAACUUCCUGGAUGGCUCCAUGACAGGAAAGGGCGGGGCCAGGUACAGGAAGCACAGUUCCUUCUGUCUGGAGACACAGAAUUGGCCUGAUGCUGUCAACCAGGCUUCAUUUCCUGACUGUCUUCUGCGUCCCGGUGAGGAUUAUCAGCAUGUCACUCGUUUCACCUUCACCACUAUCUGAUCUGACCUCCAGCAGUGGGACAGAAAAGAAGAAAGCUGGGUACUUUUAAGUAGAAAGUGAAGUCCAAUAAUUAAUUGUACAUAUCAAGGUUCCCAGUAUAGUCAUGUACCAUACAGUUGAGCAGUGCAAGUCCAGUUCCCAACUAUGUAACUGUGUCAUUGGUGCAUAUGUUUGUAAUGUGAAGAUCUUUACCACACUAGUGCUGUGAUGUUUGCCUCCUUUGCAUGCACAAUAUUUAAACCUGUGCAUGUAAGGCGUGAGGCAGUGACAUGAUGUUGAUAACAAUGGUAAUGGGCUAGUGUGAUUUAUGAUCCUGUGCUAUGACAUUCUGACAUUAAAGAAAAAGUAAGAAAGAGCUUACUCACUCAAGCAGGUUAUUACCAUUUGCCACAAUUUGUCCUCAUCUUUACACAGGAUUAAGUAUUCCAAGAAUAUUGAGUGAGGAGGCAGGUGUUGGUGAAAGGUCAUUCUACUACUCUGCUGAGAGACGUGUUGUGAUUAGGGUGGCAACUUGGUUAGGUUUAGGAUAUUACUAGAGCAACUGGAGAACUGUGUGGGACUUACUGGCAUAGUGCUAAAUGGUUUGAAUCCUAUUUGAAGGAAAGGGACUACUUUGUGUAUGUAGGUGGCUCAGAUGAUAAACAAGAUAAAUUACAAGAUAUGUUACCAUAAUAAUGCAGAUGACACAAAAAUGUAUAUUUCAUAUAAUAUUUCACCAGGGGAUUAUAAUCCAAUACAAGCGCUAAGUGCAUUAAACAAGUCAAUCAUU